GUUGGGAACUGCAUCACAACAACAAUCCUCCGCUGUCGUGGCGAUGAAAUCUCUUUUCUUUUGCUCCGGGGGACAUUCCAUGUUAUGACAGCUGUUUAUCCCCUGCUUUUGAAGUCAAUGGCAGCCGAGCAGCUUACUAUCUCCUUGAUCGACUUCGUCCCCGCUCGUCCUUUACACCUCUACUUCUCCGCCUUCGUCCCGAGCCAAGAUGCCGUCUGAAAAGGGCCCCGUGGGCCAAUCGCCUCCUGACUUGGAAAUCGUUGGAGACAAAGUUACUAUACAUCCUAGUGGUUUUACUGGAGGUCCAGAGCCUCAAGAUGAUGGAAUUACCGAGCGGAACCUCGUCCAUCAUAUGGCUCGCUUUCGCCAGAACCCUUUUGACUUUCUACGAGAAGUAAGCCUCUAUAUGUCAGGUACUGGCUGGCGUGCGUACGACAAUGUGGUCGGACAACCUAUAUUCUACUCCGGUUUCACGGACAGGAUGAAGACGAACAUCCUCGCUAGCCCUCUUCUACAGGGUAAGGUGAAGGAGCUAGCGGAGGCGCGACUAUCGGUCGAGGAGAAGGAGGGCCUUUUGGAGAUAAGACCAGGCCCUUUACUGAAAAAGAAGGUUCAUAGACGGAAUGAGAUCGAAGCUAACCUCAAGGAGGUGGUUGAUUCUAUGCUGGAUAAUAUGAUUUGCAAAAUGGAGAGCAAUCGGUUUAUCCGAGGCGCAUAUUAUCUCUGCACUCAGCUUCUCACGCGCGCUUAUCACCAAGGAAUUCACGUAUCGAGUGAAGAAGUUUUGCGCCUGAGGUCCGUUGCCGAAGAGGCGGCCAAAAAGAAGCAGUCUAUUGUUUUCCUGCCGUGCCAUAAGUCGCAUGUGGACUAUGUAUCUCUUCAACUCAUCUGCUACCGCUUAGGGAUCGGUUUACCUGUCGUCGUGGCUGGCGACAAUCUAAACAUCCCGUUACUGGGGCCUUUCUUACAGCAUGCUGGUGCCAUGUGGAUUAGGAGGAGCUUCGGAAACGACCCAUUGUAUCACACAGUUGUCCAAGCCUAUAUUGACACACUACUGCAGCAAGGUUUUAAUUUCGAAUGUUUCAUCGAGGGCGGGAGGUCUCGAACCGGAAAGCUCUUAUCUCCGAAAUUUGGAAUCCUUAGCUUCAUUCUAGAUAGUGUGCUAUCAGGCCGUGUGGAAGAUACAGUCAUAUGUCCCGUUAGCACACAGUACGAUAAAGUCAUCGAGACUGAAUCUUAUAUCAGCGAGCUUCUUGGUCAGCCGAAGCGGAAGGAGAAUCUGGCAGAUCUCCUCUCAUCUUCGUCUGUCCUCUCCCUAAAACUAGGCCGAGUUGAUGUUCGGUUCCACGAACCUUGGAGCAUGAGAGAAUUUAUUACUCAGCAAUUGACUCGAUUACCAAGUCAGAUCCACAUAAACAGUGACAGGAAGCUGAAUUAUGAAGAACGGGGCCGGAUUCUGAGGACUUUGGGUUAUAGGGUUCUUUCAGAGAUCAAUGACGUCUCUGUGAUGAUGCCUACAGCUUUGGUCGGCACCGUUCUCUUAACGCUUCGCGGACGUGGUGUUGGGAAAGCUGAACUGGUACGUCGGGUUGAGUGGCUUUGUGAGCGUGUUCGCAUGAAGGGUGGCCGAGUUGCGCACUUUUAUAGGUAUCCGACGGAAGUAGUUGUUGAUCGUGCCCUUGAAGUCCUCGGGUCGAAACUCGUGGGUGUAGUAAGUGGCCUUGCUGAACCAACAUACUACGCUGUGGAUCGCUUCCAGCUCUCUUUCUACCGCAACAUGACUAUUCAUCUCUUCAUUACGGAAGCUUUAGUAUCCGCGGCUAUGUACACGAAGGUCAAACGAGGGGGUGGCCCGCCUCAUCAACGGAUCUCAUUCACGGAUCUCUUAAGCCAGGUUACUUUUCUUUCACAGCUUUUCCGCGGCGAAUUCAUCUUCCCGCCCGAAGGCUUGACUACCAAUUUGGAGAAAACCCUCCAAGGUCUUGAGAAAGACGACGUUAUCAUUGUCUCUAGGGAUGCUUCCGGUACACCUACCUCCGUUGAGCUAAGCGACGCGGAGCGCAAAUGUGGCAGAGAAAAUUAUGACUUCUAUUGCUUCCUGAUCUGGCCGUUCAUCGAGGCUUCAUGGCUUGGCUCAGUGUCUCUGCUUGGUCUUACUCCGCCAGUCAAUGAACAUAAGGAUAUCUGGAUUGACCUUAAAAAGGCACAGGAUAGCGCGCAAUUGCUUGGCAAAACAUUAUACCAUCAGGGCGAUCUCUCCUAUUUCGAAGCUGUGAACAAGGAGACCCUUAAGAACUCAUAUCAGCGUUUUGCAGAAGAAGGUAUCAUACUCGUCCGCAAGGGCAAAGAAUUACGCGCAUCGCCCGUGAUGAAGCUCGCACCAGAAUGGACACCCGAACGGGAUCCAUCAACCGGCAAAUUGUUAGCUCGCGGACGCCUUUGGGAUUUCACUGAGUUAAUUGCUCAAUCCAGACGCGAGGGCAAAAACCGUCGAGAUGGUGCAACGGUUUCAUCCCGCGUUCUGACCAUGACCGACUUGGUUGGGCGUAAGCUGUUCGAAGGCGCAGCGAGCCCUGAUCUCGGAGAUAGCGUUGAUGUUUCUUCUCGCCAACAGCGCCGAAAAGACAUUACGACAAAGUCCAAGCUUUAGUAUUGAUAUGUCUUGAAUGUGCGUUUUUGUUACGGAUCACUUGAAAUAGUGUUUCUCACCCGCAUACAUUGUGAAUACCCUUAUUCUCUCAUCUAUGAAUCCUUCGUAUGUAUUUAUUCCCCUAAUCUGCACAUAUCCAUCACAUUUGGUAGCCUACAAGAUACUGUCUGUCCAUGAUCUGAAGAAUAAACGUCUUUCCGAAGCCCUGUUAUUACCCCUAGAUAUCAAUUUGUAUAUAAAGUAAUUAAACAUCAAACCAAGUAUAGCCCUAAAUAGUGCAUACAGAUGAAGUACUCAUACCGAUAAGACAUCUACAAACACUCAGCAUCGGCUCAACAA
Molecule: messenger RNA, 2989 nt
Organism: Aspergillus alliaceus
Lineage: Eukaryota; Fungi; Ascomycota; Eurotiomycetes; Eurotiales; Aspergillaceae
Product: lysophospholipid acyltransferase family protein
Exons: 7
Coding region: 209-2650 (813 amino acids)
Cellular component (GO): mitochondrial membrane
Source: RefSeq, a predicted model, not a curated record